AUGUCUCAACAACUGGAGGAUGUGCUAGAGGAGCUGGGCAUCGCCCAGUAUCUCGAUGCCUUCCUAGACCAAGGCUUUGACACGUGGGAGACCAUUCUGGAUGUCACUGAAUCGGAUCUAGAUGCCCUGGGCGUCAAGCUUGGCCAUCGGAGGAAACUCCAGAGAAAAAUCGCGAAUUUCCGCGGCAUCGCACCGGAUGCGGCUCUCGUGUCUCCUGUCCGAGCAGCCGGCGAAGAGGCAAUUAGGCCAGAGAACAUACAGAAGCAUGACUCAUCCAAUUACACCGUCGACGGACGUGGCACGGUGCCUGGAGUCUUGGCAAAGCGGAAAUAUCGCAGACACCCCAAGCCCGAUGAGUGUGCGCCCGAGAGGCCACCAUCGGCGUAUGUGUUGUUUUCAAACAAGAUGCGAGAGAAGCUCAAGGGACAGAACCUGUCCUUUACCGAGAUCGCAAAGCUGGUUGGCGAAAAUUGGCAGACGCUGACGCCGGCAGAGCGAAAGCCUUACGAGACGGAGGCUCAAGCUGCAAAGGACAAGUACAACCACGCCAUGGUUGUGUACAAGAAGACGCCCGAGUACCAGAGAUACAUACUGUAUCUGCAGGAGUUUAAAGCCAGGCAUUCUAACCAGACGCAAGAUGCGUUCAAAAGGAUCAAACUGUCUGACUUUAGCAGCGCAUCGUCGCAGCUGUCAUCCUCUGCCGCCUCAGCAUCGCCACCGGCACACUCGCAGCAGUCUCGACAGCGGGAAAGGAGUGCCACGACGAGCGAAUCCGUGAGCAGCUCGGACGGACAGCACGACAGAGACACUCCCCAUCCUCCAUCGCGACGGGAGCGCCGAGUUGGAUCUACCGUGUCUGCCUCGGAUAUGCGUUACUCAUCAGCCUCUCCGACACCAGGUCCACAUGACUCGCUAGUAGACGUCUCCAUGCGUUCACCACACCAGGGACAUGGGCCAGACGGGCAUGCGGACUGGUCGCCGAGACCGAUGAGUAUGAGUCCGCGUGAGUCUGCAGCUGGUCCGCCGCCUAGCCGAAAGGCAACCUGGGCAUCGGACGGCCAGCAGCAGCAGCAGCAGCGAGCGCAGCCGGUGUCUGUGGGAGAGGCACCGGCCAAUACCAGUCAGCUCAGUCUGCCGUCGCUCUCAGACAUGUUCGACAACAGACAACUGCCGGCAAGCGGUCUCACGCCGUCGUCGGCUGGUUCGGCCAGUCCGAUUCCACCGCCUCCAGGCCUCACCGGUGUUGUUGGGAUGGCGGCAGAAACGCGGCCGUCGAUGCUCCGGCUUGACCAGGGGUCUUCGGGUGCCAGCAUCAGCACGGUGUCGUCAUCGUCAGUGAGCAGCAAUUACCCGAGAACGCCACUGGACGGAUCUCUGCCAAUCCAUGCUCUGCUGUCGGGCAAACCGCCAUCGCCUUCUCCGCCACCGCCGUCGCAUUCGCACCAGCACCGCCAUCCAUCCCUCUCUCUUCCGCAUUCGGCACGACUGGUGUCUUCGUCGCCGCAGGUGCAGACGGCGGGGCCUGCAUCACCCACGCACACCUAUUCUCCGCCCCCGCGGCCCUACGCAUCAGUGACGGAUGGCCACGCGCCAUCGUACAAGGACCAUGUGGCUCUGGGCAUCGCACACGUCAACGGGGGCGAUGAUGCACGGGUGACGGCGGUGGGCUCUGCAGAACCGACGGCUGUGUCUGCAGUCUUGCCGCCGUAUGCAAAGCAGACCAGUCUCGAUGGCAUGAUUGCGCUUCUGGAAGCCGGACAGAUUGUAGACCGACGUAUCUGA
Molecule: messenger RNA, 1782 nt
Organism: Grosmannia clavigera kw1407
Lineage: Eukaryota; Fungi; Ascomycota; Sordariomycetes; Ophiostomatales; Ophiostomataceae
Product: chromatin-associated protein
Exons: 7
Coding region: 1-1782 (593 amino acids)
Biological process (GO): regulation of gene expression
Cellular component (GO): nucleus
Molecular function (GO): protein binding
Source: RefSeq, a predicted model, not a curated record